Messenger RNA from Rhodotorula graminis WP1, 925 nucleotides. RefSeq lists its product as uncharacterized. Bases 15 to 776 code for a protein of 253 amino acids. Lineage: Eukaryota; Fungi; Basidiomycota; Microbotryomycetes; Sporidiobolales; Sporidiobolaceae. Gene Ontology annotation, molecular function: GTPase activator activity. The transcript is spliced from 5 exons. Gene Ontology annotation, biological process: nucleocytoplasmic transport. The record is from RefSeq and is a predicted model, not a curated record. Gene Ontology annotation, cellular component: cytoplasm; nuclear pore.
CAUCCACCGCCAUCAUGUCCGCUGAGGAGCCCACCACCGCCCAGGUCGAGGAGUCGUCGGCCCAGUUCGAGCCCGUCAUCAAGCUCGACCAGGCUGUCGAGGUCAAGACGCACGAGGAGGACGAGGAGGCCCUCUUCAAGAUGCGCGCCAAGCUCUUCCGCUUCAUCGCCGACUCGGCCGAGUGGAAGGAGCGCGGCACCGGCGACGUCCGCCUCCUCCAGCACAAGCAGUCCAAGAAGGUCCGCCUCGUCAUGCGCCGCGACAAGACCCUCAAGGUCUGCGCCAACCACUACAUCACGCCCGAGAUGGCCCUGUCGCCCAACAUCGGCUCGGACCGGUCGUGGGUCUACAACGUCGCGGCCGACGUCUCUGACGGCGAGCCCUCGGCCGAGACCCUCGCCAUCCGCUUCGCCAACUCGGAGAACGCCAACCUGUUCAAGGAGGCGUUCGUCCAGGCGCAGGACACGAACAAGACGCUCCUCGGCUCGUCGGCUGCCGCGCCCGAGGUUGCCGCGUCGGACGCGCCGGUUGCGGGCGACGCGACCGAGCAGACGGCGACGGGCGAGCCGGUCGCCAAGGGCAAGGAGGCGGCGCCGUCGGCCGACGCGCAGGACGACGAGCCGCCCGUGUACAAGGACGAGGGCGUCGCGCCCCCGCCGGAGAAGACCGAGGUCGUGCAGGGCGAGGAGGUCAAGGAGCCGACCACCGAGACCCCGGUUGAGAAGGACGCGCACGCUGCGACUAGCGAGUCGGGCCCGGCCACGUCGUCGGCGUAAAGCCGCGAGUCGCACCCCUUGAGCUCUCUCUCUCUCCCCCUUUGGCCUCGUCGUCGUCGUCGUCGUCGUUUGCAAUCUCCUCGUUCUCUCCCCUCCACACCAUCACGAUCUAGUCACGCGAGGCCCUGCAUGUCCCAAGUUGUGCACUC